AUAAUACAAUGUCAGCUGGAUUAAUUGUUGGAUUAGUAAUAGCAGGAAUUUUAGUGUGCGGUAUAAUAGCAUUUUUCGUAAGAAAGAAAUUACGUGUAUUAAAAUUAAAUAAACGUAAAAGCUUUCUAAGUGAUGAUUUUAAUGAUAUAUUUAAUGUUGGAUCAACAGAACAACAUACAGCAAGUUCUAGUGGUGGUAAUGCAAGGAAUAUAGAUAAUUCAGUAUCUAGAUCGAGGUCGAAUAAUGAUCUUAAUACAGAAAGAUUAAAUAGUAAACCAUCAAAUAACAUAAUGCCUAGUCCUAAUAAUAGGCCCAUAAAGAAUAAUAGUAGGGGUGAUGAAAGAAUUUAUAGGACAAGAAUGAAUGAUAGUAGAGGUGGUGAAGGUGUUCAUAAUUUUAAUAAUAGGUCAAAUGAAAGAUUGAAUAAUCGAUUUAAUGUUAACUUACCUCCUCCACCUCCAAUGGCUCCCCCAAUGAGUAAUAUUUAUAGUAAAAAAGUACCAGAAAUGGCGCCACCUUAUUAUCCAGCUGUCUCCGUUGAACAACCGUCUUACGGUGGACCACCACCUUUGGAAACACC
Molecule: messenger RNA, 580 nt
Organism: Dentiscutata erythropus
Lineage: Eukaryota; Fungi; Glomeromycota; Glomeromycetes; Diversisporales; Gigasporaceae
Source: the annotation of a GenBank genome assembly